GUUUGUUCUUGAACAUCUUUCACGAUUUUUCAGUUACGUCCUGAUUAUUUUAUGCGAUAUUACUGUCAAUUGAUCAAUUUAUAUCUUUUCCGGUAUCAAGAUCGUUUUCGUGCGUUAAAAUCGAAUGGAAUUCAAAGACUUGUUCUCUCAAUGGUCGCGUGCGUCCUCAUUGGCUCAGUAAGAUAACGGAACUUUGUGGUCGUAAGAUGUUCAGAAUAUACAUCAACCGGUAGUCAGUCCAAAAUGCGCGUGGGUGUUGUGUUCACUGAUAGUAGAAUAUUUUGUAAUUAUUUUUAACAUAAAAACAAUGUUACUAGUUUCAAUAGUUAAAAUAAAAAAAUGGAAUAUAAAAUUCUAUCACUUUACCUCAUAAAUACUACGAAAGCUCACAUAAAUUAAAGUCAUUGUAAAUUAUUGCUGUAUGUAACUGUCAAGUAAAUAGUUGGUCAUGUCGCUGUCCGAACACCUGUGGAUUUGGAUUCUUUCUCUAAUGGUAACUACUUCAGUGUUGGCGGUUACCUUCGAAGAUAGUCCCACUGAAAAACACGGAGAUACCAUCGAUUUUAGUGAUGAAAAAUUGAAAGACUCAAGUCAACAAAAAAAUCGAACCCGUCAAGGAAAGGAUCUUUUAGAUUGGAUUGGUUUGGGAACAGGUCCUGGAGUUGAUCCUUAUUUAGCUAGAUUGAAUGAAAUAUGUUUAACUGGAGAUCUUGCUGAAUGUUUCAAAUCACGAGCAAUAAAUUCUUUCUCUGAAUUUUUUGACAAAGAUAAAUAUGAGUUAAAUGAAAAUGUUCGAGUAGUGAGAAUGGGUAGAGAUUUAGUUCAAGAAGUUGAUCGACAACCGUACGAAUAUUCUGCUACUCCAAGAUCAGAUGAUUCUGAAUGGGACCAGUUAGUGAAAUUCAUAUCAAGGAAAGCUGAAAGAUUUAUAAAAACAGUUGCCAUUGAAGUAUCAAUACCAACUUCGGUUACAGGAGAAAAUGAAGUUUAUGCGCCAAGGUUUUUAGAUGAAAUUGCUGAUGAAAUCGACAUUUUAGAAAAUAAAAAGGAUUCAAUUUUUUCUCGUCAUCGUUUAAGAAAAAUUUUAAUUCCAACUUUAAUAAUCCUGAAGUUAUUUAAACUCAAGCUGCUUCUUUUUUUACCGUUGAUAUUGGGUCUUGCAUCCUUUAAAAAAUUCUUGGGAUUCAUGGCAAUCGUAAUACCAGGUUUGAUUGGUUUUUUUAAGUUUUUCAAGCCUAUGAUGACCAACUAUCAACCUCCGAUUUACUCUCAAAGUGGUAUUGGAUUUCCUUAUUAUAAAGAAAACGGUAAUCAUGGAUUUCCCCAUGAGCAUGCUACUUAUCAAGAGCCCGUGAAUUAUCAUGGCAACUAUCAUUCUGAUAGUGGCUAUUACGGGCCUGAAUUGGCCUAUCAGGGAUAUAAACCACAUAGAAAAUAAUAUAUAUAUAUAUGAACUUAAAAUAAUUUAUGACAAAGUGUUGAAAUAUUUUUACAAUAUCUACUCAGUGAUUUCUGAAAUUUAUCAUAAAAUCAAAGACAUUGGUGCUUGUUAAUUGAAGUUAUUGUUAUGAAAAAUUUCUCAUUUCAGAGAGAAUAUCAUCUUGGAUAGUUUGAUCACAAUUCUUACCAAGAUAAAUUUUCUUUGUACAUAUUUAUUAAAGUCUAGAUGUGAUAUGAAUUGAAUACUAAC
This is a messenger RNA of Chelonus insularis, 1690 nucleotides long. RefSeq names its product DUF1676 domain-containing protein Osi2 (gene Osi2). The transcript has 6 exons. NCBI's taxonomy places the organism in Eukaryota, Metazoa, Arthropoda, Insecta, Hymenoptera, Braconidae. Gene Ontology annotation, cellular component: membrane. The coding region runs from base 449 to 1438 and encodes 329 amino acids. The record is from RefSeq and is a predicted model, not a curated record.